GUUUCAUUUUUUAUAAUGUAUCCUUUACUCAACCAGAGAUAUGGUUUCCUCUUUUAUAAUUUAUCCUUUACUCAACUAGAGAUCAGUAAAUCAAUACCGAAGUACAUAACUAUUGAAGGACAUACGCUUGGAAUUAAUCAUCUACAGUUUGUUGAUAAAGGGGAGAUUAUUCAUACAGAAAAGAUAUAUGUUGUAAUAAACAAUUCAGUGUUGAACAAUGUGUUCACCCUGGUGAUGACCCUGAUGAUUAUCGUGAACACUGUGAACAUGGGUGCACAGUUAGACCUGGAGAUAAUCAAGGAAGUGUUUAAGAAACCAAUAGGAAAAGUUACAGACGAUAUGCUCUUCAGGUUGGGUUUGUUUGUUCUUGGUUGUUCUCCAGGAGGAAACGGUUCCAACUUCUGGACUCUACUCCUAGACGGAGAUAUUAAUCUUUCAAUUACAAUGACAUUUAUAAGUACCAUUGCUGCUCUUGGUAUGAUGCCUCUGUGGAUCUAUCUGAUGGGUCCGCUCCUAACUGACGGAGAUCUUGUCAUUCCUUUCGGUCAGCUCGUCUUCUCAUUAAUAGGCCUUAUUCUGCCUAUUGCUGUUGGAAUGUGGAUCAGAUGGAAGUGGCCUAAAGCUGGUGUAUUCAUGGAGAAAAUUAUUGUUCCCUUCACACUCCUCACCGUCAUCUUCAUACUCACAGCUGGCGUCUACAUCAACAUCUUCAUCUUCAAGAUGAUCACCUCCCUCAUGGUCGCUGCGGGGUUCGUCGUCGCAAUAUCAGGAUAUAUCAUGGGAGCAGCACUAGCUUGGAUAUUUAGAUUGCCCUUGAAGCAGAUAACAGCUGUUUCUAUCGAGACAUCGUUUCAAAAUGGCGGAAUAGCAUUUGUGCUGCUUAAAAUGAGUUUUCCAGAACCAUUAGGCGAGCUGGCUUCUGUAGCUCCAAUAGCUCAGCUCAUGAUCACAGGAUUACCACUCUGGGCAUUCUUUGCAGCUCUCAAGAUUUAUCAAAAAUGGUUCAAGAAAAAUACAAAUUAUGAUGCAGUUACAAAGUAGAAAACUACAGAUCUUUUUUGUUUUGCAAUAAUUUUCGUAUAUCCUGCUUAUCUAAAAACUUAUUUAAGCAAGUCAAUUUUAAAGCCAUCAUCUUGACAAAGUAAUGUAAUUUUUGCCCAAAUGGUCAACAAUUCUUAUUUUGUAAUUUAUUUGUGAAUAAAUAUGUUUGGUAAAAUA
Eurytemora carolleeae is the source of this 1218-nucleotide messenger RNA. RefSeq names its product P3 protein. Gene Ontology annotation, cellular component: membrane. NCBI's taxonomy places the organism in Eukaryota, Metazoa, Arthropoda, Copepoda, Calanoida, Temoridae. Bases 16 to 1041 code for a protein of 341 amino acids. The transcript has 12 exons. The record is from RefSeq and is a predicted model, not a curated record.